UCAGUUGGCCACGAGAAUUUUAGUCAUGGCCUCCGUUUCAAUCGCAGAGAUUGUCGAAUCCCUCACCUUCGGGAAUGUUCUUCUACUGUUGCUUCUACUGCUUUUGUUACAUUACUUGAUGGUAGUGUAUGAGUUCAGGAACAUGCCACCAGGUCCACGCUUGACGACGCUUCCAGUUCUGGGGAACAUAUUUUCGUUGGAUUUGAAGGCGGAGAAACUUACGGAUGCUUUCAAUGGGUUGAAGGAAAAGUACGGACGAGUUUUCUCCCUAAAACUUGGAAGCUACAAGGUUGUCAUGGCGGCAUCUCCGGACGCCGUUCAUGAACUACUUGUUAAGAAAUCAGCUGAUUAUGCAGGAAGGCAGCAGACUUAUGCUCUGUUUUCAAUAACCCUCGGAGGGAAAGAUGUCGUCUUUUCUCACUAUGGCCCAAGCUGGAGGCUUCAUCGCAAACUCUUUACAACAGCCUUACGCCAAUACUUGUCGGAUAUUCCUCUAAUCGAAAGCCGAGUAUUAGUACAGGCAGAGAAACUGACAAAAUAUAUGGAAGCACUAAAGGGAAAGCCUUUUGAUCCCUCAGAAAGCUUAAAUCGAACUGUCGCUGACGUUAUCUGUGGCAUCACCUUUGGAGAAGGAUACGACACCACCAACCCAAAUUUGAACAGGCUCCUAAAGCUUAACGCUGACUUUAUGUCAGACCACGAGACUGCUCAGCUCGUGAGAAUACUGGACUUUAUCCCUGCAACACAGUACCUUCCUAUUAAGGCUUACGAUCGAUUCAUUCAGCCUUUCUAUGAAAUGUUCGAUAUCAUUCGCAUAUUCUUGCGAGAGCGAGAGAAAAAUUUUAAUCCCGAACAACCCGUUCAAGACUUGAUCUCGGGCCUUCUUCUCGCCAAAAAAGACGCCGAACGCGAAAAUGACAGGGAAAAGUCCGCAUUUCUAUCCGAAGAUUACUUUGUUAACACCAUAGAAGACAUGUUCAUCGCCGGCUACGAAACUACAGGUACCACAAUGAGGUGGGCAAUAGCCAUGUUGGUUAACUACCCAAAAUACCAAGAGGAUAUUCAACGACAAUUAGAUGAGGUGGUUGUUGACCGAACACCGUCUUUGAAUGAUCGACCCAAUCUACCCCUCAUCCACGCUACCAUCAUAGAAACGCUUCGCCUGGGAAAUGUGGUUCCGCUUGCAGUGCCUCAUUGUACCUUGAAUGAUACAACUCUCUGCGGCUACCGCGUCCCUAAAGGUACAAUAGUGUUUCCUAAUACAGAGUCGGUUCACUUGGAUCCCAAAUGCUGGGAAAACCCGACUGAGUUCAACCCUUACCGUCACCUUGACGAUGAAGGAAAACUGAUCACAAACCAAGGCAAUUAUUUCCCAUUUGGGGCGGGACGACGGUUCUGUGCUGGCGAACCCCUGGCUAAGGUUGAGUUGUUCUUGUUCAUAUCGUGGUUGUUACAGAAAUUUACCUUCGUUGCUGAAAAAGAUGGCUGUCCUCCUCAUUUAAAAGGCUUUUACAGCUUUACACAAUUUCCAGCUCCAUAUAAGAUACGCGCCAUUAAACGAAAAUAGCAUAAAUAUUUUUCAAAUUGUCUAACUCCAGGAAAAGCUAGGAGAACAUUAUGUAAGUGGUUUUCUUUUUCACAUUUAUUAACCAAUGAUUAAGUGCAUACUUCGUAUUUCUCAUAUAACCCGUUCUGACCCGCGCACGCAGGCCCAUAGCAACCAUAGUGAAAGCUGGGCUGUGUAUGGCCGGAUGGGUUGAAGUGAGCCGGGCCGGAAACAGCCUUCCAUUCUAUAUAUCUUGGUUGAGGCAACAUUCAGCGGUCACCUGAUAAAAUGCCAAUUGACUGAGUUUGGUUCAACCGGACAGAAAAAUAUUUGGCUCAGGGGCAUAGCGCACGGAUUACGGAUUGCCUUUUAUGCCGAAUAUUUUUAUUUUUGCUACGGUGAGUGCUAAGCAAAUGUAUCAGGGCAGAAACACCUAGUUGUUCGCGUUAUUAAGAUGAUAAGCUUGGGUUUAGUCAUAUCUAGUUUUCCUUUUUUUUUAGCUUGUUGUGUAGUACUUUCCCAAACUAAGAAGGGCUAAGUUUGGUCUGAUUUAUCCUGGCCUCCAUUGUUAGCGUUGCAGAUAGCUCUGUAAUCAUUUAUACGUUAUGUGUUUUGUUAUGUGUUUGCUACAGCUGAUUUAAACACUCUCUGAGUAUUUUAAGAACCUAAAUCUACAAGGAGCAUUCUUUAUUAUGCUGUAUUAAGUUCUACUUCACCUCUUGGGUUUAACGACCGUUUUUUGCCCUACGUUUGUAUCAUUUACAUGGAAACGCCUUA
This is a messenger RNA of Pocillopora verrucosa, 2323 nucleotides long. Its product is annotated as cytochrome P450 2U1-like. The record is from RefSeq and is a predicted model, not a curated record. Gene Ontology annotation, molecular function: heme binding; iron ion binding; steroid 17-alpha-monooxygenase activity. Lineage: Eukaryota; Metazoa; Cnidaria; Anthozoa; Scleractinia; Pocilloporidae. Gene Ontology annotation, biological process: progesterone metabolic process; hormone biosynthetic process.